Messenger RNA from Phanerochaete carnosa HHB-10118-sp, 4472 nucleotides. RefSeq lists its product as uncharacterized. The transcript has 17 exons. Gene Ontology annotation, biological process: intracellular calcium ion homeostasis. Bases 34 to 4386 code for a protein of 1450 amino acids. Gene Ontology annotation, molecular function: ATPase-coupled monoatomic cation transmembrane transporter activity; ATP binding; ATP hydrolysis activity. The record is from RefSeq and is a predicted model, not a curated record. Gene Ontology annotation, cellular component: membrane. NCBI's taxonomy places the organism in Eukaryota, Fungi, Basidiomycota, Agaricomycetes, Polyporales, Phanerochaetaceae.
CUUCCGCCGACUCUCCACGCCCUCAGGACCAGCAUGGCGGCGUCGAUGCCGUCAGAGCCCUACGACUACACAGAGGGUGCUUCCGCGAUAGAUAUUCAGGAAGCUGUCGAGUCGGGCCGACGAGCACGGCGAGAUUCGCAGUAUGAGGCUGCCGGUGAUAACUACAUCUUCGAUGGACCGAGCCAUUCGGUGAACCCAAGCAGCGUAUCACGGAUGUCGCUGUCAGAACAUGGGCGUCGAAGCAGUGAAGGACGGCGCAGACCUUCGCAGAGCCGACGGCAAAGCGAGGAUGAAGGCAGGUCGUGUUCGAGGAGCAGGCGUAUGAGCAGGGACAGUCGCGCGUCGCUCAUGUCCGAAGGUGAGCACGGAGACCAGUACACUGAAGAUGAGGAGGGCGAAAGACACUUCAGACAACCAAGACCCAAGUCGACCUCGCCCGCUCCACGCCCGACUGUGUUCGAAAAUAUUGCCCAAAUAUUCACCAGGGCUGCACCUCAGACAGAAUCUCCGCCUCGCAGCAGACGUCCUUCCAUCUCUAGCAGGUCAUCACGCUCAGGCCUGCUGCGUCGAACUUCCAGCCGCCGCUCGGACGCCGGCUCCGACUACGCGAUAGACACGGACGAUGAAGAGCGCUGGGGCUACGCUUCCGAAGAAGAGGACGAGUCUGAAGAUGAGUCAAUCCGCGGCGCUGAUCGUGACUCUGUCGACUUUCGGUCUAUCGGAGGAGGCUCCUUGCCCCCUUCUCCCGGUCUUGCUCUGCAUGUUAUGACUGGCGACCCCAUCUUUGGAGAUGAGUCUCGUAUAGACAUGGGCGAGUUCGACCUCAGCGAGCCGCCUCCUCCAGGGCUACCGAGCCGACAACUGAUUUUUGUCGAGGAAGAAGACGCGCACAUUCGCUUUGUUGGCUACGAAGUUGUGCGCCUUCGGCAGAUCCUUUGGCGAGCUUGCUGUGUACUCUCGUUCGGUAUCCUUGGCUUACUUGGGCAUUGGUUCCCUCGUCUCUGGUUGCGUUGGGUUGCGAAAGAGAAAGCAUUCAAGGAUAUAGAACACGGCUUCAUUGUCAUCGAGUCUGCCUACAGAGAUACUGCUUUAUUUCCUACACGGAAAAUUGAAUACCCAUAUCGCGUCUCUACUGUCUUCCCAGCGGAAGUGCCGCUUUCACGAAUACCAUCGCACGCCGGAGAGAACGGUAGCGCGACAUCGGGCAUAUUGAAGCAUUUACUCGUAGUAGAUUAUCGAUAUGCACGCUUUGCCCUCGAUCCCCGGACAGGGCUGUUCAGUAUGGUGAAGGCGUGGCGUGAUUCUACAUGGAAUAACAAGCAAGUCGUCCAGGUCGGCCUUGAUGACGGCACCAAAACGCAACGUUGGACGUUGUUCGGCCCGAAUGUUAUCGAUAUUGAGGGAAAAUCGACUAUAUCUCUGCUUAUCGAAGAGAUUAUUCAUCCAUUCUACGUCUUUCAAAUCGCCAGUAUCAUUCUGUGGUCCCUAGACGAUUACUACUAUUAUGCUUUUUGCAUAGCCCUCAUCUCUGCCAUUAGCAUCCUAACGACGCUGAUCGAGACGAAGAAAACCAUAACCCGCAUGCGCGAGAUGUCAAGGUUCUCUUGCCAUGUCAACGUCUAUCGAGAUAGGAGCUGGCAAGUGGUUGAUUCAGCAGACCUGGUACCCGGUGACAUUGUGAACCUCAACGAUCCGCCUUUACAUGUCUUCCCGGCAGAUAUGUUUCUACUUUCAGGAGAUGCUAUCGUUAAUGAGAGCAUGUUAACUGGGGAAAGCGUUCCUGUUAGCAAGGCGCCAAUAAAUGACGAAGACCUCGCGCGUUGGAAGGAUAGCAAGGAACCUACUGGUGAUACCAACAAGAGUUUCUUGUAUGCUGGUACUCGGGUCGUCCGGAUAAGAGGAGGCAUGGCCGCUGAUGGCAGUACGGGAUUGCCUGCAGUUGCUAUAGUCGUGCGUACGGGCUUCAAUACGACGAAAGGCGCGCUCGUUCGAUCGAUGCUGUUUCCCAAGCCAAUUGGAUUCAAGUUCUAUCGCGACUCAAUUCGCUUCAUCUUGGUGCUUGCCGGCCUCGCCAGUCUUGGUUUCUGCGCUUCUGCUUUUCAGUUUGUCAGACUCGGAAUCAAGUGGCACACGAUCAUGCUUCGCGCCCUCGAUCUCAUCACCGUCGUUGUGCCUCCAGCGCUGCCCGCCACACUGUCUAUCGGAACGAGCUUUGCCAUCGGCCGCCUUCGCAAACAAGGCAUCUUCUGCAUCUCUCCCAGUCGCGUUAACGUCGGCGGGCGCAUCAACGUCUGCUGUUUCGACAAGACCGGCACACUCACCGAGGACGGGCUCGAUAUCCUCGGCGUGCGUGCGCUAGAGCGCAACGUGCAUCGUUUCGGAGAGCUCCUCGAGGAUGCUCGCGACAUGCCUGCGAGCAGCGAGAAGGCGAACUUCUUGUAUGCCCUGGCGACAUGCCAUUCGCUGAAGAAGGUAGACGGUGAGAUUAUCGGUGACCCGCUGGACGUCAAAAUGUUCGAGUUUACGAAGUGGACGCUCGAGGAGGGCCAGGUGUCUGGUACCGGCGUCGUCAAGAGUCGUGUUGGUGGAGACCGGCCUGCCGCUCUUGUUCAGACGGUCGUUCGUCCGCCCGGAUCAGCUUCGUUCCGCGUUGAGGACGCCUUGAAAGGUUCUACCCGACAUGCGCACUUCCUUGAGCUUGGUGUUGUUCGUGCCUUUGAAUUCGUUUCUUCGCUUCGCCGGAUGAGUGUUAUCGUCAAGAGGCUCAAGAGUUCGUCCAUGGAAGUGUAUGUCAAGGGUGCACCCGAAGUUAUGGGCGAUAUCUGCGAGAAGGACUCUUUCCCAGAUGACUACGACGACCUCCUAUCGUACUACACCAAGCGUGGAUAUCGUGUUAUUGCCAUGGCUGGCAAGAGUAUCGAGGGCUUAUCAUGGCUGAGGGCUCAAAAGAUGAAGCGGGAGCAAGCAGAGUCGGGCCUAAGGUUUUUGGGCCUCAUCAUCUUCGAGAAUAAGCUGAAGCCUGGGACAACUCCUGCCAUCCAAGCUCUGCGGGCUGCUCAUUUCGCAUGUCGCAUGAUCACUGGUGACAAUCCUUUGACUGCUGUCAGCGUCGCCCGCGAGUGUAGCAUGGUGAACCCCGCCGUCCAUGUCUUCACUCCAACUUUCAUUCGAGGCGGACCGCAUACACCCAUGUCGAAGCUGGAAUGGUUCUGCAUGGACGAGCCGGCGUGGAAGCUGGAUGACUACAGCCUCAAACCCCUGACCCCUCCUGCACAUCGGACGGUCGAGUCAGAUCAUGUCGAUUAUCACGAUUACGCUCUCGUCGUCACAGGGGAUGUAUUCCGUUGGAUGAUCAACCAUGCCCCGCUGGAGACAGUUCAGCGAAUGCUGGUGAAGGCGCAGAUAUUUGCCCGCAUGUCUCCAGACGAGAAGAACGAAGUCGUGGAACGGCUCCAGGGCCUGGGUUACACGGUUCUGAUGUGCGGCGACGGAGCGAACGAUUGUGCAGCUCUCAAGGCAGCGGAUGUCGGACUGUCGCUGUCGGAGGCAGAAGCAUCGGUUGCUGCCCCAUUCACCAGUCGCACCCCAGACAUCAGCUGCGUGCUGGAGGUCAUCAAGGAGGGUCGUGCUGCGUUAGUGACAAGUUUCAGCUGUUUCAAGUACAUGGCGCUGUAUUCUUUGAUACAGUUCACAACUAUCACGUUGCUCUACUCCUUUGCUUCGUCCCUAGGAGACUUUCAGUUCCUCUAUAUCGAUUUGUUUAUCAUCAUACCUAUCGCUGUCACGAUGGGCCGCACACUUCCGUAUCCGAAGCUGCAUCCGAAGGGUCCUACGGCGAGCUUGGUUUCGAAGAAAGUUCUGUCAAGUAUCAUUGGCCAGGUUAUCAUCACAAGCGUUGUCCAGUUCUGGACGUACUUCUGGGUUCGACGCCAGCCAUGGUACACUCCCCCGGUGCUCAACAACCCCGAGACCGACGAGGGCAAACUCGCGGCGAGGAAUUAUGAGAAUUCUGCACUGUUUUUGGUUUCGUGCUUCCAAUACAUCCUAGUUGCGGCCGUCUUCAGUAUAGGUCCGCCAUACCGACAGCCCAUGUGGACGAAUAGUCUGCUUAUGUUCUCUAUCGUCUCACUGUCGCUCUUCAACGCUCUCGUACUCCUCUUCCCACCGGGCUUCCUGUCAUCUAUCCUGGAGCUCACCGACAUGCCGACUUCGGGGCGCGCUACACUGCUCCUUGUUGUUGUUGUCAAUGUGGUGCUGUCCAUGGCGUUUGAGCGCUGGGGCGCGCCCGUGGUUGCUGCGACGGUUGACUACCUGACGAGCCUGCGCAAACGGCAUCGCGUGAGGGAUGGAAAGACAUACAAGGCUGUGGAAGGAGGGAUGCGAUAGCACUUGCAAAAGUACUGUUAAUCUCAAGUAUCUUGAUUAGAUGGACCAUCUACUUGUCGCGCCGAUUAUCUCUUGUGCCGCAUAAG